Rhizophagus irregularis DAOM 181602=DAOM 197198 is the source of this 733-nucleotide messenger RNA. RefSeq lists its product as uncharacterized. The record is from RefSeq and is a predicted model, not a curated record. Lineage: Eukaryota; Fungi; Glomeromycota; Glomeromycetes; Glomerales; Glomeraceae.
AGAAAAUCUAGUGCUUUUUUCUUGUUUAUUUAAUUACAAGUUGUUAUCUUUUAAAUCUUGUAAAUAUUGCGAUUGUUGCUUCUCCUCCACUGUCUGAACGUCCUACUUUCUAUUUUUAAUAAAGUUUUUAAAUAUUUCCUAUAUUAAUAUAAAGUAACUUCUAUAAAGAUAACCAAAGAACAAUAUACUUCUAUUAAUAUUUACAAUUCAUUAAGAUGUCUGAAAAAGUUGGUGUUGAAAUAAAUACAUGUACUGAUUUGAUAAAAUUUGAAGCUGGAGGACUCAAAGCAAUAUCUGGACUUAAUGUUGAUACAGGAAAAUGUACUGAUUUGAUAAAAGUUGAAGCUGAAGGUCUUAAAGCAAGUGUUGAUACAGGUGCAUCAAUUAGCAGCGAUGGUGUAGAAGCUAAUGUUGCAGGCUUAGAUCUUAAAGUCGGAAAAGUAACAGGACUCAGCACACCUUUGGGAGAGUUUGAAAGUAAUCAUAUUUAAACUGGUCAAUGGAGAUCAUUAUUUCUAUAUUUUUAUUAUUUUUAUUUUUAUUUUUAUUUUCCCCAUUAUUAUACAUCGUGAAAUCUUCAGUUAUAUUUGAUAGCAAUGUUAAAUUUUUUUUAUUUCAUACUAUCUACAUCAAUUUAGUAUAGCCUUAAUUUACAUCUUUGAUUUAUGUAAAUUGUUUUAAAUUUUCUUUCGUAUUUGGAUUUGUUCUACAAAUAAAGUUAUUGUUAUACUAU